CAACUUUAAUACGAGAAUUUGAAUAACUGACAGCAAUACAGACUGUGCGCCACAAGGGGGCGGUAGCUUCAGCUUCCUGAAAGCGGGAGACAGGAAGCUCCGGGCGGAGCUGAUAGACGAGAACACCAUUGAACAACAAAUCGCGUCAACCCGGGUUCAGGUCCGACGUGCUGCGGGUCAGGACAGCACGAAGUGACCAUGCCGUUCCUGCACGGGUUCCGCAGGAUAAUAUACGAGUACCAGCCUCUGGUGGACGAGAUCCUGAGGGUGCUGGGGAUCGAGGGAGGGGCUGAGGCUCAGGGCAGCGCCCCCUGGGUCUCGCUGGAGGAGCUGCUGGAGACGGAGUCCCAGUCCAGCUUCUUCCUGGAGGGGAUCAGCUACUCCCUGUUCAAAGUAGCCGAGACCGGACUGGUGAGCGCCGCGGAGACCCUGCUCCGGCAUGGGGCCGACCUCAACUUCGAAGAUCCCGUCUCCUACUACACCCCCCUGCACGCCGCGGUGCUGCGGAACCAGCCGGCCAUGGUGGAGGCGCUGGCGAGGCACGGGGCCAACGUCAACAAGAGGGAUCGGAUUCACGAGAGCAGCCCGCUGGAUCUGGCGAGUGAGGAGAGGGAGAGGCUGCCCUGCCUGCGCACACUCCUGGACCUGGGGGCUGACGUCAACGCCGCUGACAGGAACGGAAAGACGGCACUGCUUCAUGCCCUGGCCAGCAGCGACGGAGUUACUGUCCACAACACCGACAACAUACAGCUGCUGCUGAGGGGAGGAGCGGAUGUGGAGGCUGUGACCCGCGACGGGGAGACCGCUCUCUCCUCGCUGGUCUUCCUUGUGAAGGAGGCACUGGACUGCAACCGCGAGGACGCGGCCCAGAUCGGGAGCUUCUGCCUGGGGGCGACGCGGCUCCUGCUGGCCCAUGGAGCGGACCCCAGCCGCUGCUCGGACGAGGAGUCCCCGCUCACCUGCGCCUGCCUGGAGCUCUUCGACCUGCACUUCCCGCUGGCCGUGCUGCUACUGCAGUCCGGGGCUGCCUUCCGCUGCUCCCAGCACAGCCCUCCCUGCUGGUGGGGCUACAGUCUCAUCUUCCAGCGCCUCUGCUCUGGGCUCCAGGACCGCAGGGAUGACUGCGCGGCCGCCUCCGAGCUGCUGCAGCAGGCAGAGAGCAUCCUGGAGCUGGCUGCAGCCGCUUCUCCAGCGGUCAGGCUGCCACCGAACUUCGAGGUCUCCACGGUGGGGUGCGGGGCCCAUGCAGGGAAGGUCCUGGAUCUCUACAGGCAUCUCAAGGAGCUUGAGCAGAACCCUGCCCCGCUGAAGCAGCUCUGCAGGGCGCACAUCCGCCAGAGGCUGCUGCCCGGGCCCCUGGAGGGCAAAGUGCAGGCGCUGCCACUCCCGGACAGACUCCGAGGGUACCUGCUGAUUGAGCGUUGUCACGGAAACCAGCCUGGGGCUUGUUUUAAACCCCGAGGAACUCCUCUACGUUGAUUUAAAGAAAGUGUUUGGAGAGCCAUUGAAGUUUGAGGCAUAGCUGCAAAGCACAAGGGAAUGGGGCCGAUGGGACCAAACGAAACUUGUGCAUUUUGCUCGAUUUUUGUUAUUUGUUUCUGUUUAAGUUACAUAACUGUCGGAUGUUGCAAAGCAGCCAACAAACGACGUUCUGGUGUGUUUGCUGUGCCAUUGACCGUUUAUGUAAAUGACAGUAUAUAAUGGAUUCUGCCAUGGAGACGACAGCACACAGCGGUGAGAGUCAAUAUGGAGCUUUUAUUAACAGCUGCCCUCAAUAAAGACAAGGUCAUGUUUAAUUAAGAGCAUACUGUAGUCAACCUGUUGUGCAUUGGCAGUGUUCUUAACAGUACCUAAGCCUUAACCUUUUUGUGGGCAAGAUAGCGACUUUUUUGUUACAAACUGCAUAGAAACUUCUAAGAAUGAUUUCAUGGGUUCGCCGAUUCCUUUCUCAUGCUCUCGUGAACGCUGCCAAGACUGAUUCGCUGAAGGGUGGUACGAGAGGGGGAAUAGACUUUCUUAAGAGCAGUUGCAGAUGUCGUGCUUGUAAGAAAACACUUCACACAGAGAGCCAGGCACAGAACGGUCUGCCUAAACUCCUGCAAUCACUGAUAUUCUUCACAAAGGAGAAACACACACAAGCGCCUCAGUUGUUUCUGUAAUUAUUUAAUGGACAUUCAGAAAAAAAAAAAGCAACUUUGGCAUCUUACAUAUCUUACAAAACCUGAUUUUUUUUUUUUUUUUUUUAAAUACUUAUUCAUUGAUAAGUUACAUACGGUAUCUGUAAAAUGAUUUCAGGUGUGUGUUCCUGACCGUUUCAACCUGUUCACUGAAGCCAUGAUCUCUUACCAUUCUGAGCAUGCUCCCUGGGGCUAUCCAA
Molecule: messenger RNA, 2377 nt
Organism: Polyodon spathula (Mississippi paddlefish)
Lineage: Eukaryota; Metazoa; Chordata; Actinopteri; Acipenseriformes; Polyodontidae
Gene: asb6
Product: ankyrin repeat and SOCS box containing 6
Exons: 7
Coding region: 199-1479 (426 amino acids)
Biological process (GO): intracellular signal transduction; protein ubiquitination
Cellular component (GO): BRCA1-BARD1 complex
Molecular function (GO): protein binding
Source: RefSeq, a predicted model, not a curated record